Messenger RNA from Aspergillus thermomutatus, 1806 nucleotides. It is a transcript of the gene yap1, whose product is annotated as putative bZIP transcription factor AP-1/Yap1. Gene Ontology annotation, cellular component: RNA polymerase II transcription regulator complex. NCBI's taxonomy places the organism in Eukaryota, Fungi, Ascomycota, Eurotiomycetes, Eurotiales, Aspergillaceae. Bases 1 to 1806 code for a protein of 601 amino acids. Gene Ontology annotation, molecular function: transcription cis-regulatory region binding; DNA-binding transcription activator activity, RNA polymerase II-specific. The record is from RefSeq and is a predicted model, not a curated record. The transcript has 3 exons.
AUGGCGGACUACAAUACUCUUUAUCAACAAGGCCUUUAUCUCUCUCCCGAUCAACAGGACCUCCUCCUCGCGGCUCUUUCAUCGAGCAACCCGACUCAGAAACAACAAACAGUAACGCAGAAACCCGAAGCAAAUCAGAACCUCAAUCACACACCCGGCCAUGCUUCCUCCGGCAGCCUCAGUGUUUCUCCCCCCAGUGGUUUGGACGGCUCGGUGAAUCAGUCGACUACUUUCGGCUACGAAGAUAGCCCUUUCCUCGACUUGAAUCCCGACUUCGAUCUUGAUUUCCUGGGCAACGAGAGUUUGAUUGGUGAUUUGCCCCCGAGCCUGACUGAAGAGUAUGAACCCGGUGAUAAGAGAAAGGAUAUAGAUGGACAGGAAAAUGAGAAGGAGGAGCCGGGCAAGAAGCGAAGGGAGAGCGACGAGAAAGCAGCCAAGAAGCCUGGUAGAAAGCCGUUGACCUCGGAACCUACAUCGAAGCGCAAGGCACAGAAUCGCGCAGCUCAGCGAGCCUUCCGUGAGCGCAAAGAAAAGCACUUGAAGGAUCUGGAGGCCAAGGUGGAGGAGCUACAAAAAGCAUCUGAUAAUGCCAAUCAGGAAAACGGACUUCUGCGCGCUCAGGUGGAGCGUUUGCAGGUUGAGCUCAAGGAGUAUCGCAAGCGUCUUUCCUGGGUAACGAGCGGCAGCGGUAUCUCUCCCGUUAAUGCCAUCCCAGGUGCAUACUCCAGAGGAAUGUACGGUCUGAACAACAACGAUUUCCUGUUCGACUUUCCCAAGUUCGGAGAUCUACCCGGUUCGCACUUGUUCACCAACGCGCAAGCCGGUAAAUCGAGUCAGAACAAGUUGAAAGACAGCCAGACAGCAACUCCACGCAGCGAAGCUCAGGUUCCCGGCGUGCUCAACCGCAACGCUCUGAACAGCUCGAGUCCUAACGGCCAGACACCGAAUUCGCAAUCAUCUAGAAGACCUGGCUCUGGUACUUCGAACGGGGCCAAUGAUAACAAUGGAAUCAGCAGGGGCUACGCGCACCAAGUCAAUUCCUCGUACAACGCGAAUACGAAGCAGGCAACUCACGAUACCCCUAGCUCCGACUCUCCAUCAUCCUCUUCGGAUUCGCAUCAUAGUCAGUUGCUCUCUUCCAAUGGAACCUCGCCUGAGCCAUGUUCGCACUCGCCUGCCGUAAAGGCGACCGAAGGUAGCACUUCCCAUAUAUGCACCUAUAGCACCAUCAAUGGUGAGGAAUCCUUCUGCGCUCAACUUGGUAUGGCAUGUGGCAACAUCAAUAAUCCCAUUCCAGCUGCGAGACAAAAUAGCGAAAGCGCGUCGAACACCCCUGGCCAUGCCAACAAUUCCGACCAGGCUCCGGGUUUGGAUCUUCUGGCUCAACAGAAUGGAGGCCAAUUCGAUCCUGUGCUGUUCGGUGAUUGGCGUGAGCCUCAAGAUGCUAUCUUAUCCCAAGACUUUGGUACAUUUUUCGACGAUGCUUUCCCUCUACCCGACCUGGGCAGCCCAUCCCACAAUCUUACCGAGGCGACGAAGCACUCAGCGGCGCCCAAGAAGGAUCUUAUCGCGGAAAUUGACAGCAAACUGGACGACGAUGAAGAGGUGGUGCCUGGCGAGGACCAGUCGCAAAUGCUCACAUGCAAUAAAAUAUGGGAUCGUCUGCAAUCCAUGGAGAAAUUCCGCAACGGCGAGAUCGAUGUGGACAAUCUCUGUUCGGAAUUGCGUACCAAAGCCAGAUGCUCUGAAGGCGGCGUAGUCGUCAAUCAGAAAGAUGUCGAAGACAUCAUGGGUCGCGUGAAAUAG